Rotaria socialis is the source of this 1239-nucleotide messenger RNA. Lineage: Eukaryota; Metazoa; Rotifera; Eurotatoria; Philodinida; Philodinidae. The record is from the annotation of a GenBank genome assembly.
AUGGAUACUGAUUCAAAUGAAAAAACAAAUUGUUGCGUUGACGGUUGUCCAUCCAAUCUCAACAAUAAUUCUCUUUGUCUUACUCAGACAAUAGAGUUCGCUUGUGAAAAUUGUACAAAAAAAUUUUGUUUUACUCAUUUUGUUGAUCAUAUGAAAAAAGGAGAAGAAGAUCCAAAAUCAAACAAAGUAUCAUGUAACUCAACUUCUAAUCAUUUGUGUUCAACUGGCUUAGCUAUAAUAUCGGACAAAGAAGCCCUGGUACUUCAACCAGUGGCUACGUCAACACCUAUUAAUUUAAUAGAGUUGAAUUCAUCAUUAAAAGGCGACAUCGUUGAAGAUGAAAAUCACCUUAUUGCAAAUAAUGUAAUCGAAGUUAUGGAUUCAAAUAUGAGCAACCAGGCUGAUAUACUCAUAUCAAAUGACGUUGAUUCUAAAUUAGAAUCAACUAUAAAAGAAAAGCCUUAUGUGCAAAAGCCAAAUCAAACUGUAGAAAGUGAAAACUCGCUUAAAGAAAAUACUGAAAGAUUAAAUCGAUCAAACUUUUACCUUAAAAAUAUAACGACUUCUAUGAAUUACAUGCAGGUUUUUAUUUCGAUUGUAACAAAGUUUCCAUUAAUUCAAUUGAACGCAACUGAUAAAUCACCAAGAAUUAAAUAUUUAUGUGUAGCUGAUACAUCAAUAUCACCGAAUGAACAACUGGUUUCAAUACAACUUAGCUUUGAAAACAAAGUUAAUUUUAAGCACAAAUUUCUGAAUAAUCUUUUUCCUGAUUUGAAACUAUCAGAUUACUUACUCAUUGCAAAUGGUGACCUUUUUAAUGAGGAAAUUAAAUCUUUAUCUCAAGAAAGAUACAUUGAAUCAUCAGUUCGUUCAUCUAAAAAACAAAAAUCAUUAUUCAAAGAUUAUUAUCGUGAAAAACAGCAGGAAGCCGCCUCGACUGCAUUGAAGCAGCCAUCACUUGCUAAUGCCGUUGCUGUCAUAAAAGAUACCUUUCCAUUUGAGUAUCUGACUUUUGGAAAUCAAAUGAGAGGUAAUAUUGAAUAUGAACUCCAACAGAUUGAAAAGCAAAAAGAAAUUGAAUAUAAACCAGUGUAUGAUUCAACAUCAUUUAAAAUUCCUGAAGAGCAUCGAAACAAAAUAAAGGAAUGGCUGGAGUAUGAUUUUCACAUGCGUAUUGAAGGAAAUAUUACUCGAUCAAGAUGCUUAUUCUUGAUUGGACCAACUCAACAUGGUAUUUAA